Molecule: messenger RNA, 1500 nt
Organism: Dreissena polymorpha
Lineage: Eukaryota; Metazoa; Mollusca; Bivalvia; Myida; Dreissenidae
Product: potassium voltage-gated channel protein egl-36-like
Exons: 3
Coding region: 1-1500 (499 amino acids)
Biological process (GO): potassium ion transmembrane transport; protein homooligomerization
Cellular component (GO): membrane; voltage-gated potassium channel complex
Molecular function (GO): voltage-gated potassium channel activity
Source: RefSeq, a predicted model, not a curated record
AUGCGCUGUAAGAUCAAUGUUUCCGGAACCUUGUUCGAAUUCGAUGGAAAAAUGCUGGAGAAUUUUUCACAACACACGCUGACUGAUUUAUUUCCGCCCGGGGAAUUCGUAGGAAACCAAGAGGAAGUGUUCGUCGGCCGUUCGGCGGAGACGUUCGCCGCCAUCUUAGGGUACUACCAGACCGGGGAGCUUCACAUGCCGACGACGGUGUGUCCCCAAGCAUUCCGUCAAGAACUGGAGUUCUGGAAGGUCCCCGCCGAAGAUAUGCAGACCUGCUGUUCUUACAGAUACUACGGCUUCUUUGACGAGUUUGAAACCCACCAAGAUUUCAAGAUGGCGUCGCAGAACGAAGACCGGAAGCACCAGUCACUUCCGGUUGUAUCGGGAAACUCAAAACUAAGGAAUCUCAGGGGCCGAGUCUGGAACGUGAUCGAUAACAGAACUCAGACCUGGGCGUCAAAGGUCUACUUGGCGAUAGUGUUCCUGAUGAUUUUGCUCUGCAUUUUGGUGACAGCUCUUAGCACAGAGCCUUCAUUGCAAAGAAAAGCGACAAAAUGUGAGCGUCUGGAAUACUUACUCGCUAUCGAACACAAGGAUGCGACCAUAGCCCGCGAGUAUUUCAAUUUAACGGAAUGUUCUUUUGGAAAUGUAUUGGAUUAUUGGGAAGAUGAAGAUUACGAGGAGUUGGACAAUGAAAUCCAAAACCCCACCAGAAACAUAACGCUACCAAACCUUAUAAGAAGAAUGGCCGUAUUUGAUAUUCUAGAAUAUUUCACGACAGCGUUCUUCACACUGGAUCUGAUCAUGCGCCUUUUGACGUGCCCGAAUAUAGCACAGUAUUGCACAAACAUUUUGACCUGGAUCGACAUCAUCUCCCUUGCUGGAUUCUACAUUCACCUGGCGAUCACUUUCUCCUUGAAAGAGCACAUCUACAAUGACGGGUGGAUCAAAGCGGUCAACUACUUGCAAGUAUUCAGAAUUCUUCGCCUGUUUCGCGUCGUAAAAAACGUCCGCGCUAGUCGCGUGCUUAAAUACUCCUUGCGCCAGAACGUAAGGGACUUGGGCUUACUCGCAAUUUUUCUACUAAUAGCCGUUAGCGUCAGCUCGAGUUUGAUCUACUUCAUGGAACCUCGAGAGAGAAUCGACUCGAUUCCCAGUGCAGCCUAUUGGGCCGUGAUCACACUGACCACGGUGGGAUACGGUGACGUCACACCGGUCACUGGCGCUGGGCGUGUGCUGGCCUCAAUAUUGGCGAUUUGUGGAGUUCUGUUGCUGUCGAUCACCCUGCCCAUGUUCGUGAACAACUUUCUGACUCUAUACCAGUACACCAAUCUCGACGAGUACAUCGAUAACAAACGACUGGCCAGCAGGAAAAUGAAAGGGGCUGUGACUGCAGUCGCUGUCAUCAACUUCUUAGAGCCCAAGCUCUCGGGUGACCAUGAUAUCAAAAUGAAUGCGUUUGCUAACAGUACAAUACCUGGAAGCACAAGCGAGUAUUAA